Messenger RNA from Penicillium brasilianum, 1632 nucleotides. Lineage: Eukaryota; Fungi; Ascomycota; Eurotiomycetes; Eurotiales; Aspergillaceae. The record is from the annotation of a GenBank genome assembly.
AUGUCCGAAUCAAAGAUUGAUGAUCUUGGCAAGGUGAAUCAUAUCGAAGACGAAAAAUCCUUUCCGCCGAUCAAGGAUCAACCCGAUGCUGCGAUCCAAGAGUUCAGGGAUCGUGAGGCGGCCAUGAGCACUUGGCAAGCAGUCAAGGCCCAUAAGCGUAUUUUUCUUUAUGCCAUCGUUCCUUUUUUUUGUGGAAUGGCCUACGGGUAUGAUACAGUUGCAAGCAGUGCUACUAUGGCUAUGCCAGCCUUCCUCCUAUCAUUUGGAGCCGUGGAACCUGUGACACAUUCUCUUUAUGCUCCGUCAAUCUGGAGUGCAUUGUGGACAGCCAUGGCCAAUCUUGGACAAGCGAUCGGGGCCUUUUUUAUUGGACCCUUGGCAGAGAGGAUUGGGCGGCGCUAUGCGAUCGUGUCAUUCGCUUUACUUUCAUGUGCCGGCGUGGCUGUACAAUUCACUGCUACCACCAGAUGGGCGCUUCUGAUUGGAAAGAUGCUCAACGGGGUUUGUAUUGGUGGUAUUAUGGCUUGCGGAACAACUUAUGCGGCCGAUAUCGCACCUCUCAAGCUGCGUGGGCCUAUACUGCAAGGUCUGGUUCUUUUCACUGUCGCUAUGCAAGGGACAGCUCUUGGAAUCAUCCGCUCCCUGGUUCUCAACAAAGCACCUUUGGCUUGGAAAAUCGUCUUUGCCAUUCAAUGGCCCGUAGCGGUCUUGCUAUUCCUAGCCCUAUUGAUACCGGAGUAUGCCUUCCCUUCAGUUAACAAUUGUGGCAUAACCAAAUUUACUAAUAUACGACUUCUUGCAAGAUCCCCGACAUGGCUUCUUUCACAGGGCCAAGUAGAUGCUACUCGUGCCGCACUUGUUCGACUGUAUGGUGAACAGAAUUCGAUUGAACUUCGACUUCAAUCCCUACAGCUGACUCUUGCGGCGGAAGCGUCGACCCAGGGCCAGCAGAAAGCAUCUUUCAUUGAAUGCUUUCGAGCCCGGAAUUUGAAGCGUACACUCACUGUAUGCUUGAUCAUGUUUGGUACCGGGCUCUUAGGUAUAGCAUUUUUGAACCAAAACACCUACGUUCUUCUGACUUUAGGUCUCCCCGCUGUCCAUGCGUUUGAUGUUGGUGUUGGGGGUUUCUUCCUUGCUUGUGUGGCGAUUAUUGUCUCCUGGCUUUUCACCGACUUCAUAGGCCAUCGCCGCUUGUGGUUGAUCGGCGUCGGUGGCAAUAUCAUAGGAAUGGCGACUGUUGGGGGGCUGGCCUAUUUGAACAAUGUUGCUGGUCUUUGGGCAAUCGCUGUUGUGAUGAAUCUCCUUAUUCCAUGGCAAAUCUACACCUGUACUGGAAUGGCCUGGACAAUGACGCCCGAAAUCGCUUCAUCCCGCCUUCGCCAGCAUACCCAAUCUAUCGGAUUCCUAGUUCAGGCUGUAUCCAGCUGGCUUUUCCAUAUGAUUGUGCCAUAUAUCUAUAACACUGAUGCGGGUAACCUGGGUGCCAAGACUGGAUUCGUGUUCGCCGGCCUCAGUGCGCUUUUGCUCGUUGCAUCGUGGUUUGUGGUUCCUGAAACUGCUGGACGAUCUGUUGAGGAGAUAGACACAGCUUAUCAGCAAGGAAUUUCUCCCCGGAAGUUUCAUAAAAUAUAA